AUGAGCAACGCCGAUUUCUUGGGCCGGGCUAUCGAAACGGUCAAGAAGGCCAUUGAGACGGACACCGCAGGCGAAUAUGAGAAGGCAUACCAGAUGUACUACAGUGCUCUCGAGCUGUUCAUGCUCGCUCUUAAGUGGGAAAAGAACCAGAAGUCCAAGGAUAUGAUUCGGGGCAAGGUCGCUGAGUACAUGGAGCGCGCGGAGAAGCUCAAACAACAUCUGAAUGCGAACGACGAGUCAAAUCGAAAGAAACCCUCAGCCAUGGGCGCAAACGGAAAAUCGUCAGGUGGGAGUGGCAAGGGUGGAAAGGACGACGAUGACGAACAAGACGCCGACUCCAAGAAGCUGCGCGGUGCACUCUCCGGCGCCAUCCUUACCGAGAAGCCAAACAUCCGAUGGGAAGACGUCGCAGGUCUGGAGGGAGCGAAGGAGGCGCUGAAGGAGGCCGUCAUAUUACCGAUCAAGUUCCCGCAUCUCUUCACCGGCAAGCGACAACCGUGGAAAGGUAUCCUGCUGUACGGACCACCAGGUACCGGUAAGAGUUAUCUCGCAAUAGGCCGUGGCAACAGAAGCAAACAGCACAUUCUUCAGCGUCUCAAGUUCCGACCUAGUCAGCAAAUGGAUGGGAGAAUCCGAGAGGUUGGUAAAACAACUUCUUCGGCAUGGCCCGCGAAAAACAAACCCUCCAUCAUCUUCAUCGACGAAAUCGACGCCCUGUGUGGCCCCCGCGGCGAAGGCGAAUCCGAAGCCUCGCGCCGCAUCAAAACCGAGCUCCUCGUGCAAAUGGACGGUGUCGGCAAAGACUCCAAGGGCGUCCUCAUCCUCGGCGCAACAAACAUCCCCUGGCAACUCGACUCCGCCAUCCGCCGCCGCUUCCAGCGCAGAGUACACAUUUCUUUGCCCGACCUGCCCGCGCGCAUGAAGAUGUUCGAACUCGCGGUUGGCAACACCCCGUGCGAACUCAACCAGCAGGACUACCGCACGCUGGCGGAUCUCAGCGAGGGGUACUCCGGUUCGGAUAUUUCCAUCGCAGUGCAGGACGCGCUGAUGCAGCCUGUGCGGCUCAUCCAGACGGCAACGCAUUACAAGCCCGUGGAGGUCGAGGGCGUGACGAAAUGGACCCCAUGCUCGCCCGGCGAUCCACAGGCGCAGGAGAAGUCGUGGACGGAUCUCGAUGGCGAUCAGUUGCUGGAGCCGCCGCUGAAGGUGCGGGAUUUCGUCAAGGCGAUCAAGGCGUCGAGACCGACGGUUAGUAAAGAGGAUCUUACGCGGAGUGCGGAUUGGACGAAGGAGUUUGGAAGUGAGGGUGCGUAG
This is a messenger RNA of Parastagonospora nodorum SN15, 1314 nucleotides long. RefSeq lists its product as hypothetical. NCBI's taxonomy places the organism in Eukaryota, Fungi, Ascomycota, Dothideomycetes, Pleosporales, Phaeosphaeriaceae. Gene Ontology annotation, biological process: endosomal transport; vacuole organization. Gene Ontology annotation, molecular function: ATP hydrolysis activity; ATP binding. The record is from RefSeq and is a predicted model, not a curated record. The transcript is spliced from 5 exons. The coding region runs from base 1 to 1314 and encodes 437 amino acids.